Molecule: messenger RNA, 1261 nt
Organism: Salvia miltiorrhiza (redroot sage)
Lineage: Eukaryota; Viridiplantae; Streptophyta; Magnoliopsida; Lamiales; Lamiaceae
Exons: 7
Coding region: 236-1060 (274 amino acids)
Source: RefSeq, a predicted model, not a curated record
AUUUAGGAAGCGGAGGCCCGAAAUGAAAAUAUGUGGCAGCGAGAGAUUUUACGUGAUCAAAUUUAGUAUAGUUGGAAAACAAGCAAACCAAAAACAAAGGAUAUUCCUUUUUCUUAUUCAAUUCCAAUUUGAACAAUCUUGGAUCCCGCUUUCGAAAAAUCCACCAAUUAUUGCAUUUGCAAGUGAUGCAAUUAGUUAAGUGUGCGUGAUUGCGUUAAGAUUCUGCGGUGAAUUGAUGGCGCAAUUUACCGCCGGCGUCCGUCUAAAGCCUCUCGUAACUGGAAACGGCAUGUCGGUAGGGUUCGGCGCAUUUCACCGCCGCUGUAGAGUUAAGUGUUUCGGCGGCGGAGGUUUCAGCUGCUCGCGUUCGGGAGAUCGCAAGCGCAAGCUCUGCGAUUCUACGGCGCACGCCUCCAAAUCGUCGCCGCCGCCGUCGUCUGCGACGAGCAAUGCUGGUGGAGUGUUUGAUGAAGUGUUGGAGGAUGAAGCAGGGUUUGAGAUUGAUGAGCUGUCUGGAUUUAGAGGCUUAGUGUUGGACAUUUCUUACAGGCCUGUUAAUGUUGUCUGCUGGAAACGCGCCAUAUGUUUGGAGUUCAUGGAUAAGGCUGAUGUUUUAGAAUAUUAUGACCAAACUAUAAACUCUCCUAGUGGUUCCUUCUAUAUUCCUGCUGUGUUGAGGGUUCCACACUUACUACAAAUUGUCAAAAGAAGAAAGGUGAAAAGAGGCCUAAGUCGAAAAAAUAUUUUUCAACGUGACAACUACACUUGUCAAUAUUGUUCUUCCACUGAGAACCUGACCAUUGAUCAUGUUUUCCCUAUUGCACGAGGGGGGAAAUGGACAUGGGAAAAUCUGGUAGCUGCCUGCUCGAGAUGCAACUGCAAGAAAGGUCAAAAAACGCUGGAGGAAGCUAGUAUGAAAUUGCUGAAGGUCCCUAAGGCCCCAAAGGACUAUGAGCUACUGGCCAUACCCCUAACACACUAUGCGAUAAAGAUGAUGAAACGAAAGGGAUUGCCGGAGGAGUGGAAGCAGUACCUCUCAAAGCCGUAUGCAGCCCCAUGAUACUCCGAAAAAACAAGCGAUGGAUGUAAAUGGCCAACUAGUGGUAUCCUUAAUCUGUAGUGUGUAUAUAAGAAUCAAGGUAAAUAUUUGAACUUCUUAAGGCUCUUCAUGCUAAUCACUUCAUUUGAAGCCAGACUCAUAACUUCAUGAAUGCUUCAACAAGAAAUUGGGAAAAGAAUAUAUAGCUCCCGAGUUUAUGAA